ACACACGCGCGAGCUGGUGGCUUGCCGACUGCGUCUGCCUGGCGCGGGGAGCCGGCCGGCAGCCCGGGGGAGGAGGAUGCGCCCGGAGACGGAUCCUGCGGCCGCGCUCCAAGGCUAGGCGCCGGGCUCUUGCGGCUUCCGUGCUGAUCCUUCAGCUUCUUGUCUCUAACCGAGGAAGCGUUGAUUGGGAACUACUCAUUCAGAAAAUUAAAAGAAAGAAGCCAGAAAAUAUUGUCAUCCUUUUGAGAACACAACACAACGAACUUUAUUAUUUUACCACUUCCUUGAAAGUUCCAAGGCGUAGAAGAAUGGCAGACGAACGGAAGGAUGAAGCAAAGGCGCCUCACUGGACCUCAGCUCCACUAACAGAGGCAUCUGCACACGCACAUCCACCUGAGAUGAAGGUUCAAGGCGGGGCAGAGGAAGCACUUGUCCAAAGUGCAAAUGGGUUCCCAUACAGGGAGGAUGAAGAGGGCGCCUAUGGAGAGCAUAGGUCACAGGACACCUAUUCAAAGACCAAAGAGAAUGGCAUCAAUGGCGAGCUGACCUCAGCUGAUCGAGAAACAGCAGAGGAGGUGUCUGCAAGGAUAGUUCAAGUAGUCACGGCUGAGGCUGUAGCGGUCCUGAAAGGUGAACAAGAGAAGGAAACUCAGCAUAAGGAUCAGCCUGCAGCUCUGCCUUUAGCAGCUGAAGAAACAGCUAAUCUGCCUCCUUCUCCACCCCCAUCGCCAGCCUCAGAACAGAUUGUCACAGGGGAGGAAGAAGAAGAAACACUAGAGAGUCGGAUGGCUGAGGAAGAGAAACCAGCCGCUCUUCCUGGAAAAGAGCAUGGGGCUGCUAAGUCCUCAGACCAACCCAAGGGCCUCAGUGAGGGCCAAGUGGAGUCUAGCGCCCAGGCCCAAAUAGUUCCCGAAGAGAGUGCCCCAGCAGGGGCCCCACAGGAGGAAAGUGUAAAAGAGGUCCAGGAGGUGUCUCCAGAAGUAAAAACCCCUUCCUCUGCUGGGGAAGAUUUACUUACAGCCUCGAAGAUGGAGUUCCAGGAUCAGCAGGAAUUGACUGCCUCUACGACUGAGCCUUUAGACAAGAAGGAAAAGGAGUCAGAGAAGCAAAGUAAGCCUGGCGAAGACCUUAAACAUGCUGCCUUAGUUUCUCAACCAGAGACAACUCAAACAUAUGCUGACAAAAAGGACAUGCAAGGCCCAGAAGAAGAAAAAGCAUUUCCCACUUUGUUUGGGCACACACUUGUUUCCAGCCUGGAAGAUACGAAACAGAAGAUAGAACCAAGCCUAGUAGUACCUGGCAUUGACCUCCCUUCAGUGCCUCCGACUCCAAAAGAACAAAAGGACUGGUUCAUUGAAAUGCCAAUGGAGACCAAAAAGGAUGAGUGGGGUUUAGCUGCUCCGAUAUCUCCUGGUCCCCUGACACCCAUGAGAGAAAAAGACGUAUUUGAUGAUAUCCCCAAAUGGGAAGGAAAACAAUUUGAUUCUCCCAUGCCAAGUCCAUUCCAAGGCGGAAGCUUCACUCUUCCUUUAGAUGUCUUGAAGCAUGAAAUAGUUCCAGAAACAUCCCCCUUUGCCCCUGCUUUCUUACAGCCAGAUGACAGCCAAUUUCUGCAAGAAACCAGUGGCCCAGCUACUGCCAAAGAUAGUUCUAAAAUUGAAGAGCCCCAUAGGGAUAAGCCUGACAAAAUGGCAGAAGCACCAGCCUCAGAGGCAAUUACCUUACCCAAAGAUGCUCACAUUCCAGUUAUGGAGGAAUGUGUGAUGGAAAAAGUACUAGAGAAAGAAAAGGGGGGCAUACAUCAAGAGAAUGUGCAGAAAAAAGAUACCUUCAGCCCCAGUGGACAGGAACCCGUACUCACUGAAAAGGAGCCUCAACUGAAGCUUGAAGAGAAAAUGGCUAUUUCUGAAAAAGAAGCUGUGCCAAAAGAGAGUAGACCACUAAUAUUGGCAGAUGAAGAAACAGGCAUCAUUCAGACCUCCACAGAGCACGUUUUCUCUAAAGAUGAACAGAAGGGCCAGGACUCUGCCACAAAUAUGCUCAAACAGGACCCAUUUCCUGUGAGUUUAGAGCAAGCAGUUACAGAUUCAGUCAUGACCUCUAAGGCAGCAGACAAGGUCAUGGCUGAACCAGCUACACCAAGUGAAAAGAGUGCAACCCAGGAAGUUUUUGAAGCAAAAGUCGCUGACAAAGAUAGUAAGGUUGAAGGAGUUGGGGCUACAGCAUCAGUGGAGCUUGACAUGCCGUUUUAUGAAGAUAAGUCAGGUAUGUCCAAGUACUUUGAAACAUCUGCCUUGAAAGAAGAAAUAACAAAGAGCAUUGAGCCAGGCAGUGAUUACUACGAACUGAGUGACACUAGAGAAAGUGCCCAUGAGUCUGUUGAAGCCAUAUCUCCCAUGCAUAAAAAUGGCGACACGGGAUUUCAAGCCGAAAAAGAGUCCCAGCCCAGUGCUCCAGCACAAGAAGCAGGAUACAGCACUCUUGCACAGAGUUACCCAUCUGAUUUGCCUGAAGAACCCAGUUCUCCUCAAGAAAGAAUGUUCACUAUUGACCCAAAAGUGUAUGGGGAGAAAAGAGAUCUCCACAGCAAGAACAAGGACGAUUUGACACUUAGCAGGAGUUUAGGACUUGGCGGGAGGUCUGCAAUAGAACAAAGAAGCAUGUCGAUCAAUUUGCCCAUGUCUUGCCUAGAUUCCAUAGCCCUUGGAUUUAACUUUGGCCGGGGACAUGAUCUCUCUCCUCUGGCUUCGGAUAUUUUAACCAACACUAGUGGAAGUAUGGAUGAAGGGGAUGACUACCUUCCAGCCACCACACCUGCACUGGAGAAAGUCCCUUGCUUCCCAACAGAAAACCAAGAGGAAGAACAGAUAGAGAAAGAAAAAGCCACUAGAGAAGAAAACACUCAAGUGGAGGCAUCAUGUGAGUCACCUUUCCUAGCCAAAGAUUUUUACAAAAACGGUACUGUCAUGGCUCCUGACCUGCCUGAAAUGCUCGACCUGGCAGGCACAAGGUCAAGAUUAGCUUCUGUGAGUGCAGAUGCUGAGGUUGCCAGGAGGAAAUCGGUCCCAUCAGAGACUGUGGUUGAGGAGAGUAGUACUGGCUUGCCCCCUGUAACAGACGAAAACCACGUCAUAGUGAAAACGGACAGUCAGCUGGAAGACCUGGGCUACUGUGUAUUCAACAAAUACACGGUCCCAUUGCCAUCGCCUGUUCAAGACAGUGAGAAUUUAUCAGAGGAGAGUGGUUCCUUUUAUGAAGGCACUGAUGACAAAAUUCGAAGAGAUUUGGCCACAGACCUGUCAUUGAUUGAAGUAAAGCUAGCAGCGGCUGGAAGAGUCAAAGAUGAGUUCAGUAGUGAGAAAGAAACAUCCCUGCGUAUCUCUGGUGAUAAAUCGGGACUGGGAAGGGAGUUUGAAGAGAGGAAAGCUAAUGAUAGGCUGGAUACUGUAUUAGAAAAGAGUGAAGAACAUGCUGACUUAAAAGAACAUGUCAAGAAAACAGAAGAGGAUGGUGAUAAAGUGGAAACGUUUGGAAUAGGAGUAACCUGUGAGCAAGCUUUGGCAUCCUCUGAGGAAUCAGAGAAAGGUCUUAGCUCAGUACCAGAGGUAACUGAGGUGGAACCACCCAAAAAAGCUGAACAAGGACUAGAUUUUGCUGCCAAGAAAGUUGCCCAGGGUCAGUUAGAUGUCAAAAUUAGUGACUUUGGCCAGAUGGCUUCGGGACUCGAUGUAGAUGCCGGAAAAGCAACAGAGCUGAAAGUUGAGGCUACACAGGACCUGACGCCCUCAUCCAAAGUGUCCCAGGAGGCAGAUGCAUUUAUGGGUGUUGAAUCUGGCCACUUGAAAGAAGGUCUCAGAGUCAGUGAGAUGGAAGUCAAGGAGAAGGUGGCUAAGCCUGACUUGGUGCACCAGGAGGCUGUAGACAAGGAGGAGUCCUAUGAGUCUAGUGGUGAGCAUGAAAGCCUCACCAUGGAGUCCUUGAAAGCUGAUGAGGGCAAGAAGGAAACGUCUCCAGAAUCAUCUCUGAUUCAAGAUGAGAUUGCCCUGAAAUUGUCAGUGGAAAUACCAUGCCCACCUGCCGUGUCAGAGGCUGAUUUAGCCACAGAUGAGAGAGCUGACGUCCAGAUGGAAUUCAUCCAGCUGCCCAAGGAAGAGAGUAAAGAGACCCCGGGUAUAUCUAUCACGCCCUCUGAUGUCACAGAGCCGUUGCUUGAAGCAGUGGCGUCUGAACCAGCAGAGGUUCAGAGCGAAGACGAGAUCGAAGCCCAAGGAGAGUAUGAUAAGCUGCUCUUCCGCUCAGACACCCUUCAGAUCACUGACCUGGGGGCACCAGGUGUCCGGGAGGAAUUUGUGGAGACCUGCCCAGGUGAACACAAAGGAGUGAUUGAGUCCAUCGUGACCAUUGAAGAUGACUUCAUCACCGUCGUGCAAACCACAACCGAGGAAGGGGAGUCGGGCUCCCACAGCGUGCGCUUUGCAGCCCUGGAGCAGCCUGAGCUGAAAAGGAGACCAGCCCCUCAUGGCGAUGAGUUUGAAAUGGAAGAGGCAGCGGAAGCCCAGGCAGAACCCAAGGAAGGCUCCCCAGAGGCACCAGCGUCCCCUGAGAGAGAAGAGGUGGCACUCUCAGAGUAUAAGACAGAAACCUAUGAUGAUUACAAAGAUGAGACCACCAUUGACGACUCCAUCAUGGAUGCGGACAGCCUCUGGGUGGACACGCAAGAUGAUGAUAGGAGCAUCAUGACAGAACAGUUAGAAACUAUUCCUAAAGAGGAGAAAGCUGAGAAGGAAGCUCGGAGAUCAUCUCUUGAGAAACAUAGAAAAGAAAAGCCUUUUAAAACCGGGAGAGGCAGAAUUUCCACUCCUGAAAGAAAAAUAGCUAAAAAGGAACCUAGCACAGUCUCCAGAGAUGAAGUGAGAAGGAAAAAAGCAGUUUAUAAGAAGGCUGAACUUGCUAAAAAAACAGAAGUUCAGGCCCACUCUCCCUCCAGGAAAUUCAUUUUAAAACCUGCUAUCAAAUAUACUAGACCAACUCAUCUUUCCUGUGUUAAGCGGAAAACCACAGCAGCAGGUGGGGAAUCAGCUCUGGCCCCCAGUGUAUUUAAACAGGCAAAGGACAAAGUCUCUGAUGGAGUAACCAAGAGCCCAGAAAAGCGCUCUUCUCUCCCGAGGCCUUCCUCCAUACUUCCUCCUCGCCGAGGUGUAUCAGGAGACAGAGAUGAGAAUUCCUUCUCUCUUAACAGUUCUAUCUCCUCUUCAGCACGACGGACUACCAGGUCAGAGCCAAUUCGCAGAGCAGGCAAGAGUGGCACCUCCACACCCACAACCCCUGGAUCAACUGCCAUCACUCCUGGCACCCCACCAAGUUACUCUUCACGCACGCCUGGCACUCCUGGAACCCCUAGCUAUCCCAGGACCCCUCACACACCGGGAACGCCCAGGUCUGCUGUCUUGGUGCCCAGUGAGAAGAAAGUCGCCAUCAUACGCACCCCUCCAAAAUCUCCUGCUACUCCCAAGCAGCUUCGGCUCAUUAACCAACCACUGCCAGACCUGAAGAAUGUCAAGUCCAAAAUCGGAUCGACAGACAACAUCAAGUACCAGCCUAAGGGGGGGCAGGUUAGGAUUUUAAACAAGAAGAUCGAUUUUAGCAAAGUUCAAUCCAGAUGUGGUUCCAAGGAUAACAUCAAACAUUCGGCUGGGGGCGGAAAUGUACAAAUUGUUACCAAGAAAAUAGACCUAAGCCAUGUGACAUCCAAAUGUGGCUCCCUGAAGAACAUCCGCCACAGGCCAGGUGGUGGGCGUGUGAAAAUUGAGAGUGUAAAACUAGAUUUCAAAGAAAAGGCCCAAGCUAAAGUUGGUUCUCUUGACAAUGCUCAUCAUGUACCUGGAGGCGGCAAUGUCAAGAUUGACAGCCAAAAGUUGAACUUCAGAGAGCAUGCUAAAGCGCGCGUGGACCAUGGGGCUGAGAUCAUUACACAGUCCCCAGGCAGAUCCAGCGUGGCAUCACCCCGACGACUCAGCAACGUCUCCUCUUCCGGAAGCAUCAACCUGCUCGAAUCUCCUCAGCUUGCCACUUUGGCUGAGGAUGUCACUGCUGCACUCGCUAAGCAGGGCUUGUGAAUAUUUCUCAUUUAGCGUCGAAGUAAUAAUAUUUAGGCAUGAGCUCUUGGCAGGAGUGGGCUCUGAGCAGGUGUUAUAUUCGUUCUUUACAAACCAUAAAAUAAAUAAUCUCAUCCCCAAACUGUAGUAAUUGUUACAAUUUUAUAUUUAAAAAUGAAUAGUAUAUGCAGAAAUUGACCUGAUUUCCAUUUGCAACAGGAAGACACUGGCUUUACAUGGGUACACUUGGACAGUUAUUUUUGCUCUGCUCUGUUUUGCAUGGAGUAUUAUUAUUUUAAAAAUUGCAUUUUUACCUUUCAUGUGCCUGAAGGCUACCCACUACAUUCUGAAAGGCCUUGUUAAAAUCCAAGCUGCUCAUUUCACCGUUCUGUUUCUGAGUGAGAACAUAAAAACUGCCCAUUGUCACUUUUUUCAGGUUAAAUUAAAUCAAGGAGUCUGAUUGCAGGAAGGGAAGAGCAUGUAAGAAAUACAAUUUUUUAAAGUGUUAUUUUGUAUAAAUGGGAAGAAAGAUUCAAUUAAGUUAUUAACAUUUGGGACCUGGAUAAUUAUAUGAGAGUAUGUCAAUCCAAUAAAUUAUUUAACUAAUUACAAAAUAGUUGGAAAGCAUUUGAGCUGUGGUUGAGGAAGGGGUGUAAAAGUGCAUCUCUUAGGAACGACGCGCUUGCAUUAGGACGGGUUCAUGUCUGAUUAGAAUUAUCGGUUUGAUCAACUAGAUUUGUGUCCACACUACCAGUUUCACGCCCCCUUUCCAUCUGUUUGAUACAGUAUUAUAGAUAUAAAUAUAUAUAUAUAUUUCUCUGUGGCCAUUUGUGAUACUUCCUCAUAUACUUGAAUAUUAUACUUCUUUAUUCACAGUAUCUGUGUCUCCUGCACCCUUUGGUGUUAACAAUUUUAGGUAUGUGAAAGUAGAUGUUAGCAGGGUUCGCUCCCUAUUGAAAAAAAAUACCUUAAAAAGACAAAAAAUUUUAGCAUGAAGUUGCUUUCUGUAACAACUCAAAGCUGUAACCCUGUUUUAGUGCCAGAUACAAAUCUCUCCCGUGAUGCUAGAAAAAAUUAUUUUUCUUUGCUUUCACCAACAUGGAGUUUGUGGGGUGGGUCCAGUUAUACAUAAAAGGGUUUACAGAUUGUUGGUUUAAGAUUAUGGAUUUAUCUCAUUUUUAAUCAUGAAUAGUUUGGAUUUUAUUCCUAUGAUUAUUCAUGAAACUAACUUAAGAUUUUUUUUCCUUUCUUUCUUUUUUUUCCAUUUGCUAAAGUUGAAACUAACCAUGGUAGUUUAGAACAUGUUUUCCCAUGACUUCAAGUAAUAUCUGUUUAUUAAAUUCUCUGAUAGAAGAUAUUUGGCUUCCUUACCCAAAGUAAAGAUCCCUUGAACAGAAAGGAAAACACAAUAUUUUGAAAAGCUAUAGCUACAAGGCCUUUGAGAUGCAGAUAUCUAAAUCCAUUUUUUUCCCCAGGACUUCAACAUUCCGCUCUGUAAAGGACCACAACGUGACUUGAUACACAGUGUGACUUUACAUCCAGUCUAGAAAUUACAAAUCAAUGAAUUAAUGCCUCUCACAAAUCAUUCAUCUUGAACUUAGAAAUAAGCAAGGAAACGAAAUAGUCAAUAGCCCGAAUAGGUCAAAGAGUUACCAGAUUGAUGGACCAUUUUCAGUAUCUUAUCUGUUCUUUUUCUUGCUCAGGACUGGUAGGCUGGACUUGAACAAUUAAAGACAAAUGGUUCAUUAGAUGUUUGAUCUCUUUGAUCCAAAUCAAUUCCUGAAUAUAAAGGAAGAAAUGAUGUGGAUGGACUGAAGCAACAAGGAAGUAUAGGACCAUCUAAAACCAAAACCAAGGGAUGCAAAGACAGAGAGACACAAGUGACGUUUUAUGACCCAGUGGAUAUCACAACCAAUAUGAUUGUCACAAGAGAAACCCUGGGAGCAAACACAGACUGUUUAUUCUCAGCUGAGAGAUUUUACACAACCAAACAUGUCUUAAAGUAUUUUUUUCAACCUUGUUUAAAUUGUUUAUAAAUAUUAAGACUGAGUAAACAUAUUAAAAUUCAACAUAUUAUGUUCAACAUAUUAAUAUGUUCAACAUAUUAAAAUUCAGUUUCUUACAAAUACAGGCCCAAAAUAAAGAUUAAAUAAGGCACUACAUUAUUAGAUUUGACAUUCAAACAAAUCUUUCUUUCCAAUCACAGCAGAAUUAUAAUGAAUACAUUGUUCUGGCUUUGUGUGGAAAUGCAUACAAAGGUUAUAAGGUUAACAAAAAGGGACUGGUCAUUUGUAUCAGUACAAGAGAGAAACACACAGGCUGUAUGUCUUCUUGUGGGGUUAAGGGGUGAACCCCAACUUGCCUUCACUCUCAAGAUAACGACUCAAAUUAAGCUUUCUGAACACCACUCUUGUGGGAACACAUACGCUGAUCUAGAAAUGAAAUCUUCAUGGUCUCAAUUCUAGAUCUACUGUUGCCAGUUUCUCUCGGGCUUUAGCCUUGGAGAACCUGUUUAAGAAUACGUAAGUAAUCCAGAAUUAUGCAGAGUUAAAAGGCCAACUUCUCUAAUGAACUCACUCUCUGGGUUGCCUGCAACCAAAAAUUGGAUACCUUACAGUGAUGCAGGAAAGACCCGAGCUUAUGAUGAGUUUCAAAGGCCAUGUUCAUUUAGGAACCAACUCUCUCUGGAUACACCUGCUGGGUUCCAGCAGGGUGAUGGGCUGACAUCCCACCUCCAAGCAUGACACCUGUGUAACACCAGCUAGGUAUAUGGCUGAAGAAUGUACUAUUCGUGGUGGCCUUGUCACACACACACACACACACACACACACACACACACACACAACACAGCAGGGAUGGGAUAUUCAGACAAUAUAUUAUGUCAUGUCGGUGAUUUAUUAAAGAAAUAAUCAAUGUGGUUGAUUCUGACAUAACUGCAAUUACAGUUUUUCUCCUAUUUUUCAAGCCACAAAAAGGGAAAUAAACUAUUCCUGGUCUAAAUAGCAAAGAUAAGGUAGAUUCAUGGCCUCGGAAGGCAAAUUCUAAGCAUUCCUCUAAAGACUGAUGUGCUAAAAUCAGCAUUGAGUUUUUUUACACCUAGGAUUUUUGGCCUAGAUGUGUAGGUGGAGGCCAAGUCCCUCUGCAGGAGCAAACUUAUUUUCAAAUUCAGUAAAUAAAAUGUCAACCAUAAAAUUCUACUUCAACUUUAGCAAAAAGAAAAAAAUCAACAAAAAGUAUACUCUGUAUGCUGGGAUUCCAGGGUUCCAACACACCAUUACAAAUCUUUGGGAGGUUUCUUUCUUCUGAUAAUUCUAGAGCCUGUUACCAUAGAAAGGCAUUUCUUCAAUGGCUGGUUGUAGUUAGUUCAUGUUUCUCAAUCAAAUUUGCAAAUGUAUUUGUUGCUGUAUAGUGAUUGUUUUGCAAAAUAAAAUUGCUUGUCACCUAACUGCUA
This is a messenger RNA of Carlito syrichta (Philippine tarsier), 9546 nucleotides long. RefSeq names its product microtubule associated protein 2 (gene MAP2). The transcript is spliced from 17 exons. Gene Ontology annotation, cellular component: neuron projection. Gene Ontology annotation, biological process: neuron projection development; microtubule cytoskeleton organization. Gene Ontology annotation, molecular function: microtubule binding. Lineage: Eukaryota; Metazoa; Chordata; Mammalia; Primates; Tarsiidae. The coding region runs from base 309 to 6116 and encodes 1935 amino acids. The record is from RefSeq and is a predicted model, not a curated record.